This is a messenger RNA of Phalacrocorax carbo (great cormorant), 811 nucleotides long. The record is from RefSeq and is a predicted model, not a curated record. NCBI's taxonomy places the organism in Eukaryota, Metazoa, Chordata, Aves, Suliformes, Phalacrocoracidae.
AGCGGGGGUCACCGGUGUUUCUUCACCAAGAAACAUGGGACAACAGGAGGUGUUAGGAGGUGGCCACGGUGGUUUCUGCCUUUUUCGGUGGGGAGGCAGCGUGGGCCACGUGCGACGGGGGGAAGCGACGGCAGGGAAGUCGAAGCGCGGGGCAGCUUUUUUCCCUCCCCAGGGCGUUUCCCAGCUUGCAAAAUCCCCAGCGGGGCUGGUUAUGAAGCAGCCCCCACGGCGGCUCGGGGUGGGCAGUGAGGAUGCGGCUGCUGCCGGUGGUGCUGGCCCUGGCCCUGCUCCUGAGCAACCUGGUGCCGGGGGGCGGUCUGUCGCUGGAGAGCCUGCUGACCAACAUGAGGUGCAAGUGCAUCAAGUCGACUGCCCACGUCAUCAACCUGGGGCUGAUCCUUGCCAUUGAUGUUACACCACCGGGUAUUCACUGCAGGAGGAAGGAGAUCGUCCUCACCCUGAAGAAAAACAAGAAGGUGUGUGUGGCCCCCGAGGCGCCCUGGAUCCAGCUGCUCAUCUACAAGCUGACACAGAGGAACGUCCCCAAAAAAGAAGCGGCGCUGCGGUUGCGGCGGCAAGCGGAGCGGUGGGCUGGGGGAGCGGACCGGUGGCGCCAGCACCCGUGCAUAUCCCCCACCUUGUCUCUCCCUCUGUCCAGAUACAAUAAUAAAUAACCGGCUGCGGUUAUUUAUUCCUCCGCGGGGACAGCAGGUGAUGUGAACCCUCCACGCGAAGAUAUGCCAGGUUUUGCGGCACAAUGCCGGCGCUUGCCCUGCUCCCCCCCACCACCUCCAAAAAAAAAAAGGCUUUC